Messenger RNA from Saprolegnia diclina VS20, 1156 nucleotides. RefSeq lists its product as hypothetical. The transcript has 4 exons. The record is from RefSeq and is a predicted model, not a curated record. The coding region runs from base 22 to 1050 and encodes 342 amino acids. NCBI's taxonomy places the organism in Eukaryota, Oomycota, Saprolegniomycetes, Saprolegniales, Saprolegniaceae.
UUUGCAUUGCGAUCGGCGACCAUGAUUGACAGCGCGAUGGUCGGACGCUGGCUCCACGCCGCCUUCGGUGGCAAAGACUCCCUUUCCCGCGACGACCUCCUCUCGAUCGUGCUCAGCAUGCGGGCGGACAAGGAUGGCCCAUGGACGUUCGCGCCGGCCGGCGCCGUGCCCGAGGCGCACUGCAUGAUCGCGAGAACGCUGUCAAAGUACAGCAAGGCUCUCCCGCGGAACGAGCGACUCGCUGCGCUCGAGCAGCUUGCGGCGUUUGCUCGCGCCAGCCUCGACCUUGUGGACGCCACGACCACGACCCACACGCCGGCGCGGAUUUCCAAGAAGAGACCCAGCGACGAAUCUCAAGAGUUAAGCGCAAAGAAGGUCAAGACUGACGACGAUGGUCAAGGUGCGGAGAGCGCACUGCCACCCAAGGUGAGCGCUAGUGCAUUGCCGACAAUGAAAGACGACGCGUCUGGACCGUCGCCCGUGGCGAGCCGCGUCGAGACGGCAUGGCUCUUCACAGAGCACCGCCUGGGCGACGACAUGGAAGCGCCGACCCCUUCCGAGCGGUUUUUCAACGGCGAGGUCGGCGGCUUCAUUUUCAUGUGCGACCCCCAGACGAAGCGGCCGAUCGAGGACGAGCGCUACCCGCUGCGCAUGGACGUCGACACGGCGCGCACGGGGUUUCAAGCGGUGCGCGGGCUCCUGCCGCGGUGCGACCAAGCUCUGUCCAUGGUGAAUUCGUACCUGGACACGUUGACGGCGCUCAACAUCGCCGUGCCGCAACUAUACGGCCCGCUCGCCGUGGCCAUCGAGCUCGUACUUUUUGUCCUCAAGCACGCUGUGGGGUGGCAUGCCGGCAUGUCCGACGAAGAUCGCGACGUCAAGCUGCGUGCGAUCUUGGCCGAGAAGGACCCCGAGCGCAGCUUGGACAACGUGGUGCAGCAGCGUCACGAGCUCGGGUUUGUUUGGGUGCCAGCGCCUCAAGCCACGACGACCAACGAUGCCAACGCUGCCCCUCCCGGCUUAGGACGAUGUCGUGGACGGUCGCAUUGAUCUACACUGUCUGCGUCCUCCUAUCUGGUUUAGUGUAGCCGACGAGUGCUAGACGGUCGGAAGUACUAACUUGAAUUCAUUAGUUUAUGUUUUGAUCGGUGCCACA